UAUUUGUUUGUAAGGACCCAUAAUAUUUAUUUUCUGAUCGCAAAAUGAUGAAAUGCUCAUUAUAAAUAAGUAUAGAAACACGCACGAUAAGAUAAAUGACAAGUAGCAUAGAAGAUAAGACAAGAAUUUUUCCAAAUAAGCUUUCUGGUGUUCGUAGAGCAAUAUACGCUUCAAACAUAUUAGCAUGCAUCAAUGUGGUUCUAUUCACAUACUUAGGUAUAAACCAGGGGAUGUCAUAUAUUAAAGCAGGAUAUAGUACAGAAAAUAUUAAUAUAUACAUAGCACUAGCAAUUGCUAUGAUAAUGGGUAUUGCAGGAGAAUAUACAGUUAUUAAAGAACAAGUUAAAAAAAACAUUUAUUAUAUAGAAAAUCCGUUCAAUAUUUUUGUAUGGGAUAACUCUGGUUUUUUUGAGAUUAUAAUGGGAGCUAUGUCUACUUCAUUGGCAACAGUUCUUAUUUACGCAUUCUACAAUCAAAAGGCAUUCUUACAGGGUGCUUCUGGGCUAUGCAUAAUAAUGGCAACAGCAACUUGUAUGUAUAAUGCGUAUCUGUACCAUAUGAUACGUAAGAACUUUGUGCAUCAAUAUAACUAUGUUCUUAAUAUAUAUCUGAACAACUUGCUUCUACUAGGAGGGGUAUCCCUUCUCUUCUUUUCUAUUUCCUUUCUAUUUAAUAUUUUACUAUUUACAAAUGGGAUACUGCACGUAACAAUAACCAGUAACUGA
Nematocida parisii ERTm1 is the source of this 725-nucleotide messenger RNA. RefSeq lists its product as uncharacterized. NCBI's taxonomy places the organism in Eukaryota, Fungi, Microsporidia. The coding region runs from base 96 to 725 and encodes 209 amino acids. The transcript has a single exon. The record is from RefSeq and is a predicted model, not a curated record.